Molecule: messenger RNA, 2408 nt
Organism: Umbelopsis ramanniana AG
Lineage: Eukaryota; Fungi; Mucoromycota; Umbelopsidomycetes; Umbelopsidales; Umbelopsidaceae
Exons: 13
Coding region: 33-2159 (708 amino acids)
Biological process (GO): proteasome-mediated ubiquitin-dependent protein catabolic process
Cellular component (GO): GID complex
Molecular function (GO): protein binding
Source: RefSeq, a predicted model, not a curated record
CAACUGUAUCCAGAUCUCUCAACACUUUGGCGAUGACUUUGGCCAAAUUUGAAGAUGUUAUUCAACAACUGCAAGGCAAUGACCCUGUUCAAGUCUAUAGAGCUCUAAAAAUUGUGAAAAACUCUAUCAUUGGGAACAGAACGAAAAAAGCACAGUAUGCGAAUUCAGGCAUUAUUCAUAGACUUGUUCAGCUACUGUCCCCUUCAAAUGGCGUCUCCGAAGAUCUUCGUAUGCAAGCGGCGACUAUUCUGGGCAGCUUCGCACAUGGGAAUGAUGAAAUUGUAUCGCAGAUAAUAGCGGCCGGUGCGAUACCACAAUUGCUCAAUGCACUGACGUUACCAAGCGACACUCCACCAGCAAUUGCAGUGGAACAAAACAUCAAGAUGCUAGAGGCGGCUACCCGUGCAUUGAAGGCUAUUUAUUCUUCUGGAAAAGCGUACAAAAAAGAUAUCUAUACGAGCAACCGCCUGGACAACAUCAUGACUAUCCUUAAAGUGACUACAGCUGCUAUCAGCGAAGAAGCAAAUCAAGCUUCACAGACUGCGUCGUUUGUGAUGAUUGCGGAGCUUACUACAUCUAUCAUUGCACGUUGCUGUACAACACAUGAAGAGCAAACAUUCCUUAGUCAGUGUGGUGUGAUUGAACCGCUCGUUGCGUUGUUACAUUCUGGAUACACAAAGGCACAGGAAGCUGCUUUGGACGCUUUUUCAUCGUUAUGCCGCGAGAAUAUCGAUAUAUCAAGAGCUUCGCUCAAUGCACGAGCUCCAUUCGGACAGAUGACUUUGACUACCAUGCUGGAUUUAGUAAGAGACAAGAGCCAGAGUAUGCGUUUGGCCGCGGCGACUUGUCUGACUAAUAUCUAUAGAGCGGAUGUUUUCCCAGAGCCUUUCUCGGAUAUUGUGCUCGUCGUUUUACCAACCUUGAUUAAAUUGUUGAAGGAAGACAAUACUUUGGUUCAAGAAAAAGCUCCUUUGAUUAUGGCUGAUUUGGUUAAAGAUAGUGAGACCAUGCAAAAGGCGGCAUAUGAAGCCGAUGCCAUCCCAAACCUUGCCUCUAUACUAGCGAGCGUUUCUAAGGAAGACGAUGAGACUAAUGAGCAUCGGAUAGGAGUGCAAGGCUCUGGCGGACUGGUUGCAUCCAAGGAAAAAGUGAAAGAGAAUUGUCUCAUCGCGCUUGCCGCUGUUUGUUUGCUAAGAGAAGAAUGCAGGACUCAAGCCAUCAACUCAAAAAUCCUACCUUAUGCUGUUGGAGCUAUGUCCAGUCACAAUCCAGCUAUUCGACUGGCGGCGUGUCAAUGUAUAAAAUCACUUUCACGUAGUGUUCGACAUCUGCGAACUCACCUUGUGGAUGCCGGUGUGAUCAGUCCACUAUUGAAGCUGCUUGACGAUGGAUCUCCUGUCGUCCAAGCCGCCGCAUGCGGUUCCCUAUGUAAUAUGAUUUUGGAUUUCUCACCCAUGAAGAAGACCGUCAUUGAAGAAGGAGGACUGGCUAGUUUUGUUAAAUUCACGCAUUCCGACAACGCAGCCCUAAAAUUAAAUUCGGUUUGGUCACUGAAGAACCUGCUAUACAGUGCAGAUUCUGAGAUCAAGCGAACCGUGAUGCAACAAUUGGGAUAUGACUAUCUUAUUGAACUGUUGAACGAUUCUUCUUUGGAAGUGCAAGAGCAAGCUCUGGAUCUUGUGCGAAAUCUUGCUUGUGGAACAAAAGAGGAUAUUGAUGAUGUAUUCAACGGUAUUGGCGAGAACCAGCUGCUUGAUAUUUUGGAAAGGAGGUUGACCAAUAGCAUGAUGAUUGAUGACGGUGGAGACAACGCAUCUCUAACCUUAGAACCGGCAUUAUAUACACUUGUCAAUAUCGCUGUAGGAAGCAGUCAGCACAAGUCAGCUCUACUCAAACGACCAGAACUUAUGCAGAGCAUCGUCCGACACAUGUCGCACGAAAAAGCUUCCAUACGAAGCUCUACAGCUUGGUGCAUCAUUAAUUUGACUUGGUCAGACAAUGAGGACAAAGUACUUCCAGAAUGCUUUGUCAUACUUAAGGACCUCGGUGUGGAAGAAAAGUUGAAGGUAAUGGAGAGCGAUCCGGAGCGUGACGUUCGAGAUCGUGCGAGGACGGCAUUAAGCCAACUUACCAGCCUCUCCGAUAUGCAAGAAGUAUAAUUAGCUGUACUGCUUUUCAAUUCUUCUAGCUAGCUAUCAAGGAGGUUAUUAGAACAUUUCUGUAUAACAUAACUGCACAUAACAAAGCUAACAUGAAAGGGUGCGGUAGCAAAUGACCCAGCCUUAUUUUUUUUAUUAAAGACAAUUCGUAACCAGUAGGUUGCUACAACAGUGUUCUUUGAAUAAGUUACUAUAGUUCAAUAUCAAUGUCUCCAGUUUUGAUCUGGGAUUUAGGACAAAGCUGAUGCC